Messenger RNA from Iphiclides podalirius (scarce swallowtail), 1221 nucleotides. Lineage: Eukaryota; Metazoa; Arthropoda; Insecta; Lepidoptera; Papilionidae. The record is from the annotation of a GenBank genome assembly.
AUGAACGAACUGGACAGCCUGCGCCAGGAGGCUGAGACCCUGAAGAACGCGAUACGGGAUGCGAGGAAGGCGGCGUGCGACACCUCGCUGGCCCAGGCCACCGCCAACCUGGAGCCGAUCGGCCGCAUCCAGAUGCGGACGCGGCGCACGCUGCGCGGCCACCUCGCCAAGAUCUACGCGAUGCACUGGGGCAGCGACUCCAGGAACCUGGUCUCCGCCAGCCAGGACGGCAAGCUGAUCGUGUGGGACAGCCACACCACCAACAAGGUGCACGCGAUCCCGCUGCGCUCCUCGUGGGUGAUGACCUGCGCCUACGCCCCCUCCGGCUCCUACGUGGCGUGCGGCGGCCUGGACAACAUCUGCUCGAUCUACAGCCUGAAGACCCGCGAGGGCAACGUGCGCGUGUCCCGCGAGCUGCCGGGCCACUCGGGCUACCUGUCCUGCUGCCGCUUCCUGGACGACAACCAGAUCCUCACCAGCUCCGGCGACAUGACCUGCGCGCUGUGGGACAUCGAGACGGGCCAGCAGUGCGGCCAGUUCACGGGCCACACGGGCGACGUGAUGUCGCUCUCGCUGGCGCCCGACCAGCGCGCCUUCGUCUCGGGCGCCUGCGACGCCUCCGCCAAGCUGUGGGACGUGCGCGACUGCCAGUGCAAGCAGACCUUCCCCGGCCACGAGAGCGACAUCAACGCGGUCACGUUCUUCCCGUCGGGGUUCGCGUUCGCCACGGGCUCGGACGACGCCACCUGCCGCAUGUUCGACAUCCGCGCCGACCAGGAGCUGGCGAUGUACUCGCACGACAACAUCAUCUGCGGCAUCACCUCCGUCGCCUUCUCCAAGUCGGGCCGGCUGCUGCUCGCCGGCUACGACGACUUCAACUGCAACGUCUGGGACUCCAUGAAGAGCGAGCGCGCCGGCAUCCUCGCCGGCCACGACAACCGCGUGUCCUGCCUCGGCGCGCCCCCCGCCCCGCCCCGCCCCGCCCCGCCCGCCCCGCCCCCCCGCCCCGCCGCUCGCCCCCCCAGCCCCAACCCCAGCCCCAGCCCCCCCAACCAUCGAACGGGACUCGCCCGCCCCUCUGCGGAAUCUUUCCGGGAACACCAAUCCCGCAAUCUCGCGAUCCCGGCAGUUGCGCGGCGCGGGCCGGGCGUGGGGCGACGAUGGGAGCGGGCUGAUCGGCCUGCGCCCGCCGGGACGCCGAUUUGUGUUUCCGUGACUCGA